Molecule: messenger RNA, 2544 nt
Organism: Plenodomus lingam JN3
Lineage: Eukaryota; Fungi; Ascomycota; Dothideomycetes; Pleosporales; Leptosphaeriaceae
Source: RefSeq, a predicted model, not a curated record
AUGCACAAACUAUCGCGAACGCCGCUGGCCUCGCUGAUAUGUCCGUCAGCUCCAUUUCUCGCCCCUCGUCUACUUCAGACCACGGUGCCUGUAGCCACAGCGACUGCACCCUUGCUGCAGACAUCACCACGAGCAUCGUAUGCAACCAUCGCCAGGGGAAAUCGAGCAGAUGGCAAGUCGAUCUCUCGCAAGGGCAAUUCCCUUGGCAUGUACUCGAGAACAGCGGAACGUAGCAAGAAAAAGACAUUGGCGCAAUCCUUUGACCAUUUGCUGGCGCAGUUGCGGGAAGCCUGCGAAGUACGCAAUGUCCAGCAGGUCAUGGACCUGUACCCGAUGCUGCUCGAAGCGGGCGUGCUGAACGCAUACGAUACUCGACGCAUCGCGCAGACACUACAUGUGCGCACACGGAUGGCAACUGACAAUAAGAUACGAGCCGAGCUCUUCACGUUCGCCCAAAAAGUCGUCGCCGACCUACGUUCCGGCGCCCUCAAACCCCACCACUCCGCCUACGUCCAUUUCUUCGGUAUUUUCAAAGACUGCAAACGCUUCGAAGAGGGCCACGAGCUUUGGCAAUGGCUCGUCGAUCAGGAUGAACGCCAUGUGUCGGCCGGUGCAUACGGCGCUGCGAUCGAGCUCUUAGCUUACGGUCGUUUGAUGCUGUUGCCCGAACUUGAAAGCCUGUAUCUCGAUGGCCUCAAGCGCUUUCCUGGUACUUUUGCCCAGUAUCAUCUCGCUCCUGAUGCUAUCGUGCCAGAUCGCACCCAGCCCACGACCAUUGCUGGCAUUCCCAUGAUCUUGCUACAGGGUAUCCUUACUGCACGUAUCCUAGCACGCGAUUGGAGGAAUGCCUAUCUGGCUCUGGAUACAGCCCUUCGCCUAUAUCCUUCGCAGGUGCCUCCGCGCUACUUUGAGCUAUUCAUGGCAGAAAGACCCCUUUCGGAAGCGUAUUCAGCAUACAUGCUAGCCUGCCGUGCUGGCAUCGUCAUUUCACCAACCCAUGUCACAGCACUGCUCGCCAAGAUGCGAGCUGCAAUCGAGGCCUCGCGAUCUAUGGCUGAUCGCAUGAUGCUUGUUCGCGCCACCGCCAACGCCUUGUAUGCCUCCAUAGAGGCUGGUGGCCAGCUUCAGAGCAUCCAUGUCGGAAUACUCAUUCAGGCCAUGACGCAGCUGUUGCCUGAUACCAUAGAGCGAGGCCUGACUGACAAAGAGGCCCCAUUACGCGACUCCAUUGUUGCUGCUGUGCACGACAUCAUGUCAGGUCUCAUGUCCGCGGGUAUGACUCCUCAGAUUCAUCCUUUCGAUGCUCUGAUCACGCUCUCUGGGAAAUUGCGCGUCCCAAGCCUUUUGACAAGUACUCUACAAGAUCUCAAAGCAGCCAAUAUGGAGCUAGGUCCUGUUGCCACACGCGAUGCCAUCAGCGCAGCCGGCUUGCUUGGCAACACCGAAGUGAUUGAGGAACUCUGGGAACGCAUUGUGACAAAGGCAGAAACUGACAGCUCGGGAAUUGGUUUUGGAGACUGGAUCACUUUGACCAAAGCAUGUCGACGUGCCAACCACAAAGAGUACUUUUGGGCACAACUCGCUCGGUUGCCACAUGCGAUUGAGCAAGGCGUUGAGAAUCACAUCAAGCAGCAAAUCGAUCAAGAAAACACUGUCACUGAUACAGUUUCAUUUGACUACAUGACUGUAGAGCAAUUUUCAUCCGAGCUCGAUGCGCUCAAAAGUCAAAUGGUAAACAUCGAAGCCGUUCUCAUGUCUGGACAGCCACUGGAUCUUCUGAAGACUCCUUUCUAUAUGCACCUCAAUCCAGAGCACGUUUCCCUGGCCUCAACCGAGAACAUGCGGACCGUGUACGAUCAAUACUCCACUGAUCCACAUCAGCCACCGCCCGCAACUUUAGAUGAAGCAUCUGGAACCAGUGUACCAAAAAGUCCCACAGGCAUUCCACUCGACGAGUUACGGUUCCAGAACUGGGUCACCAUCUUGAACAUGAUGUCCGACGCCGAAGCCUACGAUCUCGACCUUCAAUCUACCAUCAAUGCAGCCAUCAAAGCAGGCAAGCCGCUCACAGGAUACCCGGAAAUUCUACGCCUACGCCAGGGCCCAGAGGUACAGUACACCACGAUCAUCGGGCUACGUACGCGCAUAGCAACGCUCCGUGCGUCGCAACCUGUCGACGUACCCCGAUUCCGCUACACCGUGAGCGAUUCACCCAAGAAUAGCAUUGAUGCGCCCAUGGCGUACGAUCCGAGCCGGAACAAGUGGCGCAUAAGAAGUGGGAGGCUGGUCAAGUACACACAUCCACCGGCGGAAGAGCGCCUGCAACCUGUGCAAGAGGGCGCGCUCAAGGUACCGAAGCUGUCAUACUAUCUGGGGAUGGAAUCGAGUCAUGAACGCUCGACGGGGAAGCCAAGAUCUGUUUCGCAGUUUCGAAAGGUUAAUUUGAAUAAGCAGGGGGUGGAGGACCAAGCACCUGCUAGAUCGUCAGAUGAGCAAAAUACUAGUGGAGGUGCUGCUGCUGCUACGCACACCUCGCCAUCAUGA